UCAAAUGAGCUUGUCGAGAAGAAGCACGCCAGCAUUUCAAAACAAUAUUUGAGCGGAAGUCUGGCUCUGUCCUCAUGAAAAUGUCGAAAAGGAGCCCCGAUAAAGAUGACCGAACGGCGGCUAGCACAAAGAACAUCUCCCUUCCUAUUUCUAGAGUUCGGCUGAUCAUGAAGAGCUCGCCGGAUGUGUGUAAUAUUAACCAGGACGCUCUUUUUCUCACCACCAAGGCAACGGAGCUGUUUGUGCAGCACUUGGCGCUGUGCUCCUUCAACCAUGGCCUCGGCAAGGAAAGCAAUAGCCUGUCGUACAGUGACCUAGCUAAUACUGCAGAGGAGACGGAAACCUUCCACUUUCUAACAGAUAUCCUACCCAAGAAGAUCCUGGCUCGCGAUUACCUCAAGUCUUUGGAGGAGAUGCAACAGGAAGAAGAAGCUGCUGACUUCUAAACAAAUCACUGAACUUCCCACCCCAAAAGACUGAAAAGUCCUGUUGACUAGCGGUGUUAGCCAUUAAAGCCACAAAGGAGUACUAUGAUACCACCUGAAAUAUCAAAGGAGUACUUCUGUGGCAGGGAUACAAAGAUAGUGCUAGCCCGUUGACUUGAUCGCUUCUUCAAAGAUUUAGUGCAGAAAUGUUGAUGUCGUGUCCCGGUCCACAUGUGCAACCUCAAAACACUGUUUUAGUGUUGGACAGUGUUUGUAAAAGAAAUACCUCUCCUUGUGUAGUAGCUGCGCUGCCUGCUUGUCCACCUCUUUACUUCUUGGAAACUUGCUCAUUAAAUCAUUUCACAACAAGAAUACUGCCUGGAGG
Molecule: messenger RNA, 810 nt
Organism: Dunckerocampus dactyliophorus (ringed pipefish)
Lineage: Eukaryota; Metazoa; Chordata; Actinopteri; Syngnathiformes; Syngnathidae
Gene: chrac1
Product: chromatin accessibility complex subunit 1
Exons: 3
Coding region: 75-446 (123 amino acids)
Cellular component (GO): nucleus; CHRAC
Molecular function (GO): protein heterodimerization activity
Source: RefSeq, a predicted model, not a curated record